This is a messenger RNA of Cicer arietinum (chickpea), 800 nucleotides long. RefSeq lists its product as uncharacterized. Lineage: Eukaryota; Viridiplantae; Streptophyta; Magnoliopsida; Fabales; Fabaceae. The record is from RefSeq and is a predicted model, not a curated record.
UCACUCACAUGAUGAGUAAUAUAAACAUAUACUACUAGUACUACCUAUCAUAGCUUAAUACUAAUAUCAUUAUCAUACCCCCACAUGGGUCUAGAUCACAAACAACAAACCACCAUGAUGACGUGGCAUCCCCGCCGCAAGGUGUCCUUAUUAAGGCGGCGGAAGGUUCAAACGGUGAGGCUAGGUGGCAAGAAGCCACGGCGGCGAUUGAUUGGUGGGAUAGUUAGAAUGUUUAGAAGGAUGCGUGUGAAGUGGAUUAAGUUGCAAUAUCUUAGGUUGUUGAAACGGCUUAAGGAACAUUAUAGGAACCUUGUUAAGGAUCUUAUUGAAGCUGGUGCUACCAUUGAAACUUUUCAACAACGGAUUUUUAUGGAAAGCACUUUUGCUAUUCCUCUUGGUGUUAACUUAUCUACUUAUCCUUCUCGUUUUGGAUCAGAUAACCCUCGAAGCAUCUUCAUGUAAAUUAAUAAGGUUUUUUUUUUUUUUUUUUUCAUUUUAUUUCUUUCUAUAUAUAUACAUAUAUUAUGUCUCUAUAAGAAGAAAAAGGAAAAUCAAGUUCCUUAGUUUCUUUUUUUGUUUUACAAUCUGUGUGGAAUAUUUUUCCUCCUCUUAAUUGUCUUUAUUAAUUUUUUUCCCUUGUGAUUUUAUUUUUGAUGAGAUUGUGAGGGAGUUAUUUUAAGGGGAUGAAAAACUAUGAAUUCUCUUGUUUAUUUGUACUAUUCUUUUUUACCUCUUUUUCCUUUAAUUUUUAUGCCAUAUUAUUACUGGCAUCUAAUAUUUUCCCUUCAUUUGUUACCUCU